Messenger RNA from Zootermopsis nevadensis, 4649 nucleotides. RefSeq names its product Adipokinetic hormone receptor. Gene Ontology annotation, molecular function: adipokinetic hormone receptor activity; peptide binding; G protein-coupled receptor activity. Gene Ontology annotation, cellular component: plasma membrane. Gene Ontology annotation, biological process: G protein-coupled receptor signaling pathway; cellular response to hormone stimulus. The record is from RefSeq and is a predicted model, not a curated record. Lineage: Eukaryota; Metazoa; Arthropoda; Insecta; Blattodea; Termopsidae.
ACAACAAGACGGAAUCAGUAACAGCGACGUCUGUCUGGACAAACUUCCUUCUUACAGUCUGACGGUUCACGGGGCAUGAUCGGUUCGGUCAUCAGCAGACACACACGUGGGACUUCAAACUGACGAAGAAAAACAUUAAACCAUGAAGGAGUUCAUCAUCUGAGCAGUCGUUACAAACUGUCGCCUUUAUGAAAGCAGCCUACCGUUAUUCGAAGCAAUUUCUGCUGCCAGAUGUAACCAAUGGACGAUUAUGAUACCUGGGAGACCCUUUGAAACACGUAGUUCGUCUAAAUCAGUGGUAUUCAACCUGGGGGUACGCGAAGACAUCUUAGCGGCCAUGACGAUGCCGACAGCAGAGUCCACGGCGAUGACGGACGGACUGACAGACGACAUGAAGUUUAACGACGGCCACCGGAUGUCCAUCUUCACGUACAGCAUCCUGAUGGCGGUGUCGGCGGUGGCCAAUGUCACCGUCCUGGUCAACAUCCUGAGAAGGCGACGAGCCCUCCGCUUCCGGAAUAACUACAUGUUCAUGCACCUCGCAAUCGCGGACCUGCUGGUCACGUUCCUGAUGAUGCCGCUGGAGAUCGGGUGGAACGCCACUGUGUCCUGGAAGGCAGGGGACGCUGUCUGCAGAAUCAUGUCCUUCUUCAGGACGUUCGGACUUUACCUCUCCAGUUUCGUCAUCGUCUCCAUCAGUCUGGACAGGUGUUUCGCCAUCCUGAGGCCAAUGUCUAACGUCGUGAAUGUGGCACACCGAGGCAACAUGAUGCUAACUGUCGCCUGGUCUCUCGCCACACUCUGCAGCAUUCCACAGGUGGUGAUAUUUCACGUGGAGCGCCACCCAAACGUCACGUGGUACGAGCAAUGCGUCGCGUUCAACAUGUUCCCCACGAAGUUACACGAACUCACGUAUCGUGUCCUCGGCAUGGUCAUGAUGUACGGGUUGCCACUGGCCGUCAUCAUCAUCUCUUACGCGUGCAUCAUCGCUGAGAUAUUCCGGCGCUACCAACUGUCCCCGGACGACAGCUUCCGACGGUCGAGCCUCGUGUUCCUGAACAGGGCCAGGAACAGGACCUUGAAGAUGGCGAUCAUAAUUUUCGUGGUGUUCUUCAUCUGCUGGACACCUUAUUACGUCAUGUGCCUGUGGUACUGGAUUGAUGAGGCAUCUGCUGAGACAGUGGACCAACGGGUGCAGAAGGGCCUCUUCCUCUUUGCCUGUACCAACUCAUGCAUGAACCCCAUCGUGUAUGGCUACUUUAACUUUCGGUCGGGGCGAGGCAGUGGGUACGCGGCCCCCGGAGGGCGAACAGGUCAGCAGUUGCAGCAUCAGAACAUCGUUGCACUGAGCGCAAGCACAACAGGUGCAAACAGCAGGCGGGGGAGCAACUCCAGCAGCAUCUGUCGGAACAACAGCAACCAGAACAUGUGGAAGAACAGUCACCGGCCAGCCCACAUGCCUCGCAUAAACAGCAAGGAAACGGAUCAUCCUGCCACCCAGACAACCUCAAGCAACAUGACAGACAAGCCGAAGACCCAGCAAACAACAAACAACAAAGAGGAGGAGCAUGAACAGCCGCGUCCCACCUCAGAAACUAACAACUGCAGCUCCAGGACUUCGCCGACUGUCGAACGUGCAAACGACACUACUUUGACGACUGUUGUCUGCAGAUGAUUUGAAAUAUGUGUAAACAGCUUGAGAUACUGAUAAUAUUUUCUCCCCGCUCCAUGAACAUUAAGUGGAGGCAUAUUCCCCAUAUCUGGGAAAAUGAAGUUCCUGCUACAUUACUUGCUCUUAUAUUUAUUAUAGAUGAUAAGACAAGAACAAUGCAGUUCACUCUAUUCUAAUAUUUUAGGAUCAGCGGAGUACAUCUGGAACGAGCAAGCAAACAAAACACGACCUUCAAUUGACUACAAUCACGGAACAGUUGACAUAUUUGUAGGUUAUAUACUGAGCUAUUUCAAAUGCAUUGAAUGACAAAAGCAAGAUGUUUGGUUAUAAUGGCAAAGAGACAGGUUCUGCCAUUGCUGGGAAUAAAAGACAGGACAUCCAAUACAAAGCCAGUCACCUUGACUGAGAUACCGUAGCUCGUGGGUUUCAAGAGUCGAGAGAAUAUUCGACCUUCAUCAUCCCACUUCUGACAUCAAUGUAACGUGGGGUCGGUUUAGCGACCCUGAUUUAUUCACGACAAAUUAAAUCAGUUACAGAGGUCUGCGCAUACAGUCAACUCUCCACAACAACAACACACUUCGUGUCUCUGUUCUCUGCACGAACAUUGCUUAUCGCUUGCCACCAAUGUCCGCAACAGCAUAUCGCUUGCAACUCACUUCUACAUCCUGACUCUCCUCAACACUCUCUCCAACACUCAUUAAACAGACACAACAAUUAUAAACGAAUACAACAAUUCCAAAAGCAACAAUGUCUAUAAAUAGACACAACAAUGUCGAAUACAACAAUGUCUAUAAAGGAAUACAACAAUGCCAAACCCAAUAAUCUUAAUAAACAGACAACAAUGCCAGACGCGACAAUGUCAAUAAACAGACAACUAAACUGUUUAUUGACAUUGUUAUGCUGCUCUCACGCCAAAACAUCACAAUAUGGUAAUGGGGAAACAGCCACUAUAAUACAGGGUUGAACUGACUGGACUUUGAUCCCAGGUUUAGUGUUACGCUAACAUAAUACGCAGCCAGGCGUGGUUAGCUGGAUCGUGCGUAAACUGCAGCGUAUGAAUGAUAUAGAUCAGCUAAUGAAUUCUGAAACUGUGGAACACAGAUUGUUUUCAGGUGUUCCAUUUGAUUAUGCUGAAUCCUUAAAAUGUCCUGAUUAAAAAGAAAUUGUUAUAUUUAGACAUUCUGUAUUCUGGGAAACAGUACAAGGUUUAAUAAAUCUUGUGUAGUCAAAUUUCCUGUCUUGAAAAGUUUGAUUCAAUUUUGUUCAAUUCUACUAUCCAUUUUAUUAAAGUUUUAAAGUAUAAGAAGUUGAUAUGUUUCUGUGGUAUAGGUCUUAUAUUAUACGAGAACAAAAAUAACUAUUUCAGUGUUAAUUGUUUGUAUAAAAUGUUGACAAACAAGUCUAGUCUAGGUCUAGGAAUACCAAUGAUAUUUGGAAAGACUUGUAAGAGAGCGAUACAGGCACCAAAAAUUGCUUAAUGUUCUUUCUUUAAAUACUGAUAUCUGUUUACUAUUUCCUGUUCGCUAGGCUACAGAAAUGCACUUGCAGAUGGCGACAAAAACAUUUUUAGCCUCAGCCCAAAUCUAUUACAAGUGAAGUCAACAAAUUAUGUUCUGGUUGAGAUUUGAAGAUCUCAAGGUGGCACGUGUGACGAUAGUUGUCUUCUGUGAUGUUUCACCAUCUAGUCUGGUAGAUACUGACAUUUGAGAGGCACUUACUGCCUCCAUUAAAAGGGCAAUGAGUAAGCAGUGUACGGGGGCAGUAUCCCAAAAGACACUUAUCCUCAAAACUGUUUUGCCCCUGCUACUGAAAUCGAGACAUUGUAUAAAAAUGUUAUACAAUUUACCAAAAUAAAUAUAUUUGUACAAAUCAUAAUGUGAGGUUAGAGGCAAGUGAAUUUUGUUAAGUACCUGUCAGUUUAGUUUCUUUCUGGAUCAUUGUUUAUUGCAGUGAUGUGUUACUUAUGUUAUUGUUAGCAACUCAACCAAUAUAUUUUCUCUGUGGAAUGAACCCUUCAUUUUUAUGAACACAGAGUUCCGCUCUAUGAAAGAGCAUGUCGUGUUAUGGGUGGAUUUUGUUGUUGUCGUCGUUGAAAAAUAUAAAAAUUGUUCUAACAUCAAUUUAUGGUUUUGAGAUAUUCAACUACAAAGGAAAGACACAAACAGUUUUGUUUUGGAUUGAGUUUUGAAUGGGGGCAAUAUAUUUAUGUCUGCAAAUAUGAAAUAUAACAUUGGUGUAUGACAACUGGGUCAAACCUAACCUAAACGAUAUUUUCCUUCAUUAAAACUGAAGACAUUCAUUAUUCUUGUAAUGUAAAUGUUGUCUGUGAACUUUAGUCUUAAGAGCAGAAUUGAAAACGCAUCUAUGUGUAAAAUUUUAUCUAUUUUUCUAUGUAGUAUAAAUAUUAUAUUGUAUAUUAAUUUUAUGUCAUCACUGUUGUAAAGCUGUUAUUGACAAUAUUUUAUAUGAUAUUUCACCGCUUGCUUCUAUUUGCUUUCUGUGAUAUAAUUCCAUCACCACAUCUUUCAUGUGCAACCUGAAACUUUGUGGCAUCUAAGAGAAGGGCAGAGAAGUCAUUAAUAACAGUUCUCUUAACAGGACAGGCAACCUUGAGAACAACUAAUGACAUUCAAGAUGGCAGUGACCCAAUGACAAGAAGUAUCAGAUAACUUCAUGGCUACAACAUGUUAUUCUGAAGAUACUUACUAUGGAACAUUUUUCUUAUAUUAAUCUUUCAAAUAUAAAGAUAACUUUGUCAUUUAUUUAUAUACACAACAUUUAUUCACGUAUGACUGUUUUACGCAUUUGAUGUUCAGUCAUAAAACAUUAGAUCACCCAUUGCUCUACUGUAAUGUGUAAGAGAAAACUGAAGACUUUUGUUUCCUUACAUUUCUUUUACAGGAAAAUUCAAGUUUCAUUCGUAAUGUUGCUUAGUACAGUGUUAAUGGAUUUCCAAAUAAAAUCUUAAAUUAAUGUA